AUGUUUGUAUUUCUGCAAGUUCUUACAACAAGUUGUGAAGGUAUCUCUGCAUUAGCCAGGUUGGACAAAUGUGAAGAGAGACAUCACUGUAUUUGGAUCAUCAGGAUCUGUGAAGGUUUGAAAGGGCCAAUGAGUAUUCUCAUCAUUGAGGCAUUCUAUGGUGGGUCCCAUAAACAGCUGGUGGAUCUGCUUCAAGAAGAGUUAGAAGACUCUGUCCUUCAUACCCUGCCUGCAAAGAAAUGGCACUGGAAAGCAAGGACAUCAGCUUUGUACUUCUCUCAGAAUAUUCCCACCAGUGAGCAUUACAGGAUCCUCUUUGCAAGCUCAGUGCUUAACCUGACUGAACUGGCUGCCCUUCGACCUGACCUUGGGAAAUUGAAAAAGAUUCUGUACUUCCAUGAGAACCAAUUGGUGUAUCCUGUCAAGAAAUGUCAGGAGAGGGAUUUCCAAUAUGGAUACAACCAAAUUCUCUCCUGCCUGGUGGCUGAUGUGGUGGUAUUCAACUCAGUUUUUAAUAUGGAGUCAUUUCUCACUUCUAUUGGAAAAUUCAUGAAGUUGAUUCCUGAUCACAGACCCAAGGAUCUGGAAAGCAUCAUCAGACCCAAGUGCCAAGUUAUUUACUUUCCCAUCAGGUUUCCUGACGUGAGCAGAUUCAUGCCCAAGCACAAAGCAGCCCAUUUACAGAAGAUACUCAGCCUUAAAGAAAACGGUGGCACUGCUCCAUCCACGGCCCUUCCUUUCCAGCAGGAGCUGAGAAGUUCUGAGAAUUUAUGGAAGAGUUUUGAUUCAAAGUCUGGACCUUGUGAUGCUGCACACCAAGAAAGCCUGGGUUGCUCAGAAAGGCAGGAGUCAUACUUGAAAACAUUCAACUCCUCAGAUGAUUCAAGCACACAUCAUGGGGAACAUAAACAAAAUCAGUGUGGCAUUUUGGCUGAAGCUGAUGAUCAGCAAAGACCAUUACAUAUUGUCUGGCCUCACAGGUGGGAGCAUGAUAAAGAUCCAGAGAGUUUUUUUAAGAUAUUGAUGAAUCUUAAGGAUUUAGGACUCAAUUUCCACGUAUCUGUCCUUGGAGAAACAUUCACAGAUGUCCCAGAUAUAUUUUCAGAAUCCAGAAAGGCAUUGGGAUCUUCUGUGUUGCACUGGGGCUACUUACCCAGCAAAGAUGACUAUUUCCAAGUACUGUGCAUGGCUGAUGUUGUCAUCUCAACAGCUAAGCAUGAAUUCUUUGGAGUGGCAAUGUUGGAAGCUGUGUAUUGUGGGUGUUACCCGCUUUGUCCCAAAGAUUUGGUUUAUCCCGAAAUAUUUCCAGCUGAAUAUCUGUAUUCUACACCUGAACAGCUUUCAAAAAGGCUCCAGAAUUUCUGCAAGAGACCAGAUAUUACAAGAAAACAUCUCUAUAAGGGUGAAAUGGCUCCUUUUUCUUGGGCAGCCCUACAUGGUAAAUUCAGGUCUCUGCUUACAGCAGAACCUAGGGAAGAUUUGUGA
Molecule: messenger RNA, 1485 nt
Organism: Rangifer tarandus platyrhynchus (Svalbard reindeer)
Lineage: Eukaryota; Metazoa; Chordata; Mammalia; Artiodactyla; Cervidae
Source: the annotation of a GenBank genome assembly